This is a messenger RNA of Zingiber officinale, 1188 nucleotides long. RefSeq names its product NDR1/HIN1-like protein 13. Gene Ontology annotation, cellular component: plasma membrane. The record is from RefSeq and is a predicted model, not a curated record. Bases 139 to 816 code for a protein of 225 amino acids. Lineage: Eukaryota; Viridiplantae; Streptophyta; Magnoliopsida; Zingiberales; Zingiberaceae. The transcript has a single exon.
UGACCGCGGCUGGCCUGAAGCUGUUUCCGCCACUACGUGUGCGGGUGUUCCCCUUUUUCCAACCCUUCUCCUCCCGAUGCCAUCGCCUCACUUCCUUCCUCUGGCUACUCUUCCUCCCUCACCGCACCCCUACUUCCCAUGUCGGAGCCGGAGCAGACACCGCCCACAACCAACGCCCUGCCCGGCCCCGUGCCCCAGCUCGGCACCUUCGUCGUCCAAGUCGCCAAGGACCAGGUCUACCGCGUCCCCCCGCCGGAGAAUGCCUACCUCGUCGAGCGCUACUGCAAACGCACCAAAAACCGCCGCCGCAGCCCCGGGCUCCUCUGCCUCAUCUGGAUCCUCGCCGCCGCCUUCCUCCUCCUUGCUGCUACCUCCGCCGCCUUGCACUUCGCCUUGCGCCCCGCCUUCGCUGUCCAAAGCCUCUCCGUCCAAAACACCACUGAAACAGAGUACGAUCUGACCUUGAGCGUCUGGAACCCUAGCCGCGCGAUGGGGUACUCCUACGCAGCCGGCGGGAGCGCGGCCCUCGUCGCCGUCAGCAGCGGAGCCGAGAUCGCAGCCGGGGAGACGCCGGGGUUCGACCAGGGGUCCCGGAGCACGACGGCGAUGCCGCUGGCUCUCCGCGGGUCGGGCGCCUCGCCGCCGAAGGGAGCCGCGGCUCUGGAGUUGACGGCGAAGUUGAGGGCUCGGCCGAAGCUGGGAAAGUUGAAGCUUUGGAGCAUGAGGAUGGAGGUGACUUGCGGUGUUCUGACGAGUGCCCUAGCCGGAGAUGGUCGCAUCUUGUCGCAGCAUUGCGGCACCAAGCUCUGGCUGUGAUUGACGCGGUAAACUUGCAAGUUCAUAUUCAAAAGCAUCAACAUUUCUUCAUUAUUUCAAAUCCUGUUCUUUAGAUUGCGUUCCCUUUUUGCUCAACUUCUUCUUCUCGUGAACUGUUCGAGUUUGAAUCAUGCUUGAUGCGUGUGCUAAGAUUGUGAGAUAGUAGGAAAUCUGCUGUCAAAACAAAUAUUCCCUACAGUGAAUCAUGUAAAAGUUUUUGCCUUUUUUUCGUCUAAUCAUUGAGUUCAUGCUGACAUCUAAUUGUUUUCUAGCUACAUACUCCUCAUCUAAACAAAUUUUUAAUAACUGUUAAAUGUUAUCUUAUUUGAUUUAUGAUUAAUUAAAUCUCUAAAGUAUAUAUAACACUAACUA